Vicia villosa (hairy vetch) is the source of this 1296-nucleotide messenger RNA. RefSeq lists its product as uncharacterized. The record is from RefSeq and is a predicted model, not a curated record. The transcript has a single exon. The coding region runs from base 1 to 1296 and encodes 431 amino acids. NCBI's taxonomy places the organism in Eukaryota, Viridiplantae, Streptophyta, Magnoliopsida, Fabales, Fabaceae.
AUGGUCUCUUAUGUUUUCAGACCAUUUGUUAAUGCCCCAAAUGUGAAUGCUGAUAUGGAAAACAAAAUAGUUAGUGAGGGUGAGGUACCAAAUGAAAAAGCUCAACGAUUUUAUGAUGAAUUGAUUUCUGCAAACCAUCCGAUUUAUGAGGGAGCUUCUGAAUCCAGACUAUCUAUUUCAGUUAAGAUGUUGGCUGCCAUGUCUAAUUGGCAUGUUCCUCAAAAGGCCAUGAAUUUUUUCUCCCAAAUGCUAAUCGAUGUUUGUCCAACUAAAGGAUGCUUACCUGAAAACUAUUACAAAGUGAAGAAGUUGGUGUCUAAGUUAGGAUUAGAGGUUGAGAAAAUUGAUUGUUGUGUGAAUGGAUGCUUAUUAUAUUUUAAAGAAGAUAGCACUUUAACUCAAUGUAGAGUUUGUGGAGCUGCUAGGUAUGUUCCUCGAAAGUGUGGAAUGGGAAAAUACAAAGAUGUGGCAGUGAAGAGAAUGUUCUAUUUUCCAAUCAUUCCUAGGUUACAACGACUUUUUGCUUCAAAGGAAUCUGCAUCUCAAAUGAGAUGGCAUCGUGAGAACCCCAGUGAUCCAAAUGUUUUACGUCACCCAUCUGAUGGAAAAGCAUGGAAACACUUCGAUGAAGUUUAUCCCGAUUAUGCUAGUGACCCGAGAAAUGUAAGAUUGGGUUUAUGUACAGACGGGUUUACCCCUUACAUUCAAGCCUCUAGUACUCCAUAUUCAUGUUGGCUGGUAAUAGUCACACCCUACAAUCUCCCACCCGAAAUGUGCAUGACCAAACCAUACAUGUUUUUGACUUGUCUUGUACCUGGACCGUACAAUCCGAAAGCUAAAAUAGAUGUCUACUUGCAACCUUUGAUUGAUGAUUUGCAGCGCUUGUGGAGAGAUGGCAUUGUGACAUAUGAUAUCUCUAUGCAACAAAAUUUUGUAAUGAGAGCGCAUUUAAUGUGGACAAUCAAUGAUUUUCCAGCAUAUGGUAUGUUGUCUGGAUGGGGGACACAAGGUAGAUUAGCAUGCCCUUAUUGCAUGGACAGUACAGAUGCUUUCACCUUAGGAUAUGGUGGAAAAAGUUGUUGGUUUGAUUGUCAUCGUAGGUUUUUACCAAUGGAUCAUCCGUUUAGGAAAAGUAAAAAGAGAUUUAUAAAAAACAUGAUUAAGAAAAAAAACCACCAUACAUGUUUACUGGCCAUGAUGUCUGGGAAGCAGUUCGUGAUUUUCCAAAAGUUACAGAUAGUGAUUGGGCCACCAAAUUUCCAGGGUAUGGGAAACAACAUAAUUGGAUCAAAAUAA